Molecule: messenger RNA, 1602 nt
Organism: Seminavis robusta
Lineage: Eukaryota; Bacillariophyta; Bacillariophyceae; Naviculales; Naviculaceae
Source: the annotation of a GenBank genome assembly
AUGACAAGACUUUCGUUUGGGGCAUCAGAUGGCGCUGUCGAGGAAGCCAUUCACUCGAACAUCCCAACUGAGAAUCUUUCGCCCCACGCUACCUCCGAAGACGAAAACUGCGACCAAAUCAACGGUUCCUACAAACAAGCCAAUGACGAUGGCUUCCACUUUCUCCAUGAAGCCUCCAUGCUCCUGAACAUUGCGCUGCCCUCUGUGGUAACUCAACUGAGCGUUCUUUUCGUCUUUCCACAGACUGCUUCCGCCGUGGGCCUGGAAUUUGGCACGGAAGAACUCGCCGGGUUUUCGCUCGGCAGCUUGGUUGGCAAUCUGACAUGUCUCUCCGUCAUGGUGGGGGCUUUGACUGCUGCUGACACGCUGAUGCCUCGCGCGUUUGCCAAUGGCAGAGAUGCCGAAAUGGGUCGUCUGGCAAUACGAGGCUUUGUCAUGUGCUGUCUCCUAUUGAUACCACCCAUCAUUCCAUUAUGCACCAUGAUGGAAUCAAUCUUUGAUGCCCUGGGCCAGUCUCCUGUAGCAGCCAGUCUUGCGUCGAAAUGGAUUCGGAUCUAUUUGCUGGGUGUGCCAGCCAUGCUCAUCUUUCGAUGCCUGCAAAGCUUCUUGAAUGCUCAGCAUCAAGUCAUGCCGUUGGUAGUCGGGAGCACGGUGGCAUGCUUUGUGAUUCACCCAGCUUUUCUCAAGUUACUUCUGCCCACAAUGGGGUUUGAGGGGUCAGCCCUAGCCAUUUCCUUGACGCAAUAUGCCAUGGCAAUGAUUGUAUUAGUCUAUCUGCUUGCCAAACCAGUCCACAAGUCAGAAACAUGGCCCGGACUAUCCUGGGAGUACAUUCAGGAAGCUAUUCGACUGGAGCCAGUAUUGCAAUUUCUGUCCCUUAGUCUCGGUGGGGUCUUGUCUCUAUCGGAAUGGUGGUUUUGGGCAACCGUUUGCUUCAUUGUGGGUUCCUUUGGAAUAGUCCCACUUUGUGUUCACACUAUCGCCUACAACCUUGUACCUUUACUGUUCAUGAUUCCGCUGGGAAUCAGCAUUGGGCUGACAGUGAGGAUGGGAAAUGCCAUUUCUACCAAUGUCAAAAAAGCCAAAAUCAUGGCUGCGUGGUGCAUGGCCUUCACCGUGGUGGUGGGGGCAGUGGUUGCCAUCCUAUUGUUCCAUUUCCGCGUUGCCAUUGCCCGUCUAUUCUCGGAUGACCCAGAGGUGAUUCAAGGAUGCCAAGACAUUUGGCCAAAGCUUUGCUACUACGUGUUCAUGCUUUACAUAUUUGGCAUCAACUCGGCAAUCCACCGUGCUCUAGGUUUGCAGUGGCGAAUGGCAGCCAUUAUUUUUGUCUGUCUUUGGCUGUUCACACUUCCAACCAUCGUAGUGGUGGCAAUCUGGAAUAGAGGGGGCUUGGAUGCUGUCUGGAGCAUUCUGCCUUGUUUCUAUACGUUGAUGCAGAUUCUGUUGGCACUCAGUUACCUCACAUUGGAUUGGGAUCAAAUUGCCAAGCAAAUUCGGGAAAAGGAAGUUGAAAAUAUGCUUCUCGAGGGGCAUGCACAAACAAAGGCAAAGAAGGAUCAACUUCCAAAUGAGGACACACCAUUGCUCUACUCCUCGUGCUAA